Messenger RNA from Andrographis paniculata, 4720 nucleotides. Its product is annotated as DExH-box ATP-dependent RNA helicase DExH7, chloroplastic. Gene Ontology annotation, cellular component: intracellular anatomical structure. Gene Ontology annotation, molecular function: ATP binding; RNA binding. The transcript is spliced from 35 exons. The record is from RefSeq and is a predicted model, not a curated record. Lineage: Eukaryota; Viridiplantae; Streptophyta; Magnoliopsida; Lamiales; Acanthaceae. The coding region runs from base 89 to 4420 and encodes 1443 amino acids.
ACACCCUUAACUAUUUUAUUUGACGGUCCGUCGGCCGUGUAAUCUUCCGAACGAACGGUCGCUCGCAGAGCUUCAUUUUGCGUUACUAAUGGCGCCGAAGAAGAAGCAGCAGCAGAAGGGAAAAUCGGCGGCGGCGACGUCGUCCAAGGGUAAGACGACGGCGUCCUCCUCCGGUCCGAAGCUCCAACUAUCGGCGGAGAAUGAGAACCGGCUGCGCCGCCUUCUUCUCAACUCCGGACGAUCGACGCCGUCUCCAGCGACGGCAGAGCAAUCCCUAUCUAAAGAGCAGAAGGCGAAGAGGCUACACUCUGUCUACGAGAGGUUGUCUUGCGAUGGCUUUAGAGAUGAUCAGAUUGAGCUCUCUCUCUCCGCUCUCAAGGAGAGAGCAACAUAUGAGGUUGCUUUAGAUUGGCUUUGCCUAAACAUUCCUGGGAAUGAGCUUCCCCUGAAGUUUUCUAGUGGUAGUUAUUUGCAUACAAGUGAAGGCACUUUCUGGGCAGGUUCUGUUGGUGUCAUAUCAACUGCUCGUGAAGAUUGGGUUUUUUCAGGAGAUUCUUCCGAAGGUGCGGUUAUGCAGAUGGACGACAAAGUUCCUCUUAUAAUUAAAAAAGAGCGUAAAGAUAAUGAAACACUAGAAUCGGUUCAGCAUUCUCAAGCUGACUGGAUCCGCCAAUAUAUGGAACGGCAGGAUGAGGAUGAAACUGAUUCUUGGGAAACCGAUUCAAUGGACUAUGGUUCUUCAAAGAAGGUAGUAGAACCAAGGAGUGAUUACGAGUCUAUCAUUAAGGAUUACCAUGCUGCUAGAUUACAAGCUGCAAAUGCCAAAGAUAGAGGUGACAAGAAAGGCCAAGAAGAGGCAGGUCAAAUUAUUAGGAAGCUUAAGCAAGAGAUAUCAGCCUUAGGUCUACCAGCUGAUAUAUUGGAAUCUGGAUAUGUGAAUGCUAAUCGUGGAUCUAAGGACAAACUUUCAAUUGCAAGGCCUUCAGAAAACUCUGAUGGUGAUUCUGUUGGUGGUGAUACAGAACAUGAAACAACUCACACUGAGUAUAAGGAUGAAGUUGAUCUAAAAAAGGCUAACACAUCUGGGUCACAUGAAUCCUUGGUGGAUUCUUCUCCAACAGUUACCCCAACACCAAAUGGAGAAGCUUUGGAAACAGAAUCAGGUGAUGUAGAGCUUGGUGGUUUCUUUUUGGAAGAGGGUGGGUCUGAUGAAAUACCCGCUGAAAUAUUGGAACUUCAGAAAAAGGAAAAGAUGAAAGAACUGUGUAGUGAGAAGAAUUUAGAGAAAAUGGAAGGAAUCUGGAAGAAGGGAGAACCAAAGAAGAUUCCAAAGGCUGUUUUUCAUCAACUUUGUCAAAGAUCGGGAUGGGAAGCUCCAAAGUAUGAUAAAGUUGUUGGGAAUGGGCAUAAUUCUGGUUACUCAAUUAAUGUGCUUCGGAAAGCUAGUGGGAGGGGUAAAAGUAGGAAAGCUGGAGGGCUGACAACUAUCCAGCUUCCAAGCCAGGAUGAAAGUUUUAGUACAGUGGAGGAUGCACAAAACAGAGUUGCAGCUUAUGCACUCCAUUGUCUCUUUCCAGAUCUACCAGUUCAUCUAGCACUUUCAGAACCAUAUGCUACUCUAGUACUAAAGUGGAAAGAAGGGGCAUUGCUCACUAAUGUAAGCGACCGAUCUACCGAUAGAAGGGCUGGUUUUGUGGACUCAUUGUUGAAUGCCAAGAAGGUUGAACACAAGGUUGGGUCUAAUUCUGUGGAUGAAGUUAACGAAGACUUGAUUCCAAUGGCAUCAAUGGUUGAAGAUAUAGCGAGUGAAAUCGAUCACAGUGCUGAAAGCAUACAGGGAAAUAUGCAUGCGGAAAACAUUUUUCUGAAGAAGGAACAAGAACUCAAGAACAACACAAAUAAAUACAAGGAGAUGUUGCGGUGUAGAUCUAGCCUCCCUAUUGCUGAGUUGAAAGAUGAAAUCUUGCAUUUACUGGAGGAGAAUAAUGUAGUGGUAAUAUCUGGAGAGACAGGCUGUGGAAAGACUACUCAGGUCCCCCAAUACAUAUUGGAUAAUAUGAUUCAAGCAGGAUGUGGUGGUAACUGUAACAUAAUUUGCACUCAGCCCAGAAGGAUUGCGGCGGUUUCAGUUGCUGAAAGGGUUGCUGACGAGUGUUGUGAAUCUUCUCCAGGAUCAACUGGUUCUUUGGUUGGUUAUCAAGUUCGUCUAGAUAGUGCAAGGAAUGAGAGAACUAAGCUUCUUUUCUGUACAACUGGCAUUCUUUUGAGAAUGAUAUCGGGAAAUAAGGACUUGGCUGGUGUUAGUCACGUCAUAGUUGAUGAAGUGCAUGAGCGAUCUCUUUUGGGCGACUUUCUGCUCAUUGUUUUAAAGAAUCUGAUUGAAAAGCAAAGUACCUGUGGCAAGCCAAAGUUGAAAGUUAUUCUGAUGUCUGCAACUGUUGAUUCACACAUGUUUUCACGUUACUUUGGUAAUUGCCCUGUAGUAACUGCUCAGGGGAGGACACAUCCUGUGACAACCCUGUUUCUUGAGGAUAUACAUGAAAAGCUGAACUACCGCCUUGCUUCAGAUUCUCCAGCCUCUAUACACAAUGGAAUGUAUGGGAUAGAGAAGAGUGGUCUAGUCGGCAACAAGAGGGGAAAGAAAAAUCUCGUCAUAUCUGGAUGGGGUGACGAGUCCCUACUGUCUGAAGAAGUUGUUAAUCCCUAUUAUGAUAAAAGUGAUUAUACAAAUUAUAGCGAGCAAACUCGCCAAAAUUUGAGAAGAUUGAAUGAAGACUGCAUUGAUUAUGAUCUUCUUGAGGAUCUGGUUGGCCACAUUGAUGAAACUUUUGCUGAGGGUGCCAUCUUAGUCUUUUUACCGGGUGUUGCAGAAAUAAAUUUGCUAGUAGAUAAACUUGCAGCUUCUCGCCGAUUUGGUGGAAGUUCAUCUGAAUGGCUUCUUCCUCUACAUUCAUCUAUAGCACCUGAAGAUCAAAAGAAGGUGUUUCAAAAACCUCCCAAUAACAUUCGCAAGGUUAUAGUUGCAACUAAUAUUGCAGAAACAAGUAUAACAAUAGAUGAUAUUGUAUAUGUUGUGGACUGUGGAAAGCAUAAAGAGAAUCGCUAUAAUCCUCACAAGAAACUCUCAAGCAUGGUUGAAGAUUGGAUAUCUCAAGCAAAUGCUAGGCAGAGGCGAGGAAGAGCUGGACGCGUGAAGCCGGGAUUAUGCUUUUCUUUAUACACACAUCACAGAUAUGAAAAACUAAUGCGGCCAUACCAGAUUCCUGAGAUGAUGCGAAUGCCACUGGUAGAGUUAUGCCUGCAAGUAAAAUUGCUUUCUCUUGGAGGCAUAGAACAGUUUUUGUCUGAGGCCUUGGAACCUCCAAAGGAAGAGGCCAUUGCAUCAGCAGUUUCUUCACUUUAUGAGGUUGGUGCCAUUGAAGGAAAUGAGGAGCUCACACCUCUUGGUUAUCAUCUGGCUAAGCUACCUGUUGAUGUGUUGAUUGGAAAGAUGAUGUUAUAUGGCGCAAUAUUUGGUUGUCUAUCACCCAUUCUCACUAUAUCAGCAUUUUUGAGCUACAAGUCACCCUUCGUGUAUCCGAAAGAUGAGAGGGAAAGUGUUGAAAGAGCAAAGUUAGCUUUACUGGGUGAGCAGACUGCAAUUGUUGCGCCUGAUGGCGGUCGGCAAUCUGAUCAUCUUUUAAUGCUGAUUGCAUAUCAAAAAUGGGACAAGAUCUUAAGUGUGAAUGGAGUUAAAGCAGCCCAAAAAUUCUGCAGUUCUCAUUUCUUGAGUAGUUCAGUGAUGUACAUGAUAAGGGACAUGAGGAUACAAUUUGCUACAUUACUGGCAGACAUUGGGCUGAUAGAAAUUCCAAAGAAUUAUCAGAUUGGCUGGAAAAAGAAAGAGAAGCUUGAUAGUUGGCUUUCAGACAUUUCACAGCCAUUCAACCAAUAUUCAACCCAUUCAGUUGUGGUAAAGGCAAUACUAUGUGCUGGCCUGUAUCCUAAUGUUGCCACCACCGAAGAAAGCAAUGCUGGACGUCGCCUUGUGUGGUUUGAUGGAAAAAGAGAAGUUCACAUACACCCUUCUUCCAUCAACAGUAGCCAAAAAACUCUUCAGUAUCCUUUCAUCGUCUUUCUUGAAAAGGUUGAGACGAAUAAAGUUUUCCUGCGAGACACAACUGUUGUUUCCCCGUACUCUAUUUUAUUGUUUGGUGGAUCAAUCACUGUUCACCAUCAGACCGGAUUGAUCAUUGUUGAUAAUUGGAUAAAAAUGGCAGCACCAGCACAAACUGCUGUUCUCUUUAAAGAACUCCGAAUCACUCUUCAUUCUAUUCUGAAGGAACUCAUUAGCAAACCACAGAAGUCUGCAGCAGGAAACAACGAAGUCAUCAAAUCUAUCAUCCACUUAUUUCUCGAAGAAGAUAAACCGACCAAGUAACUCCUGAUGCCAGUGGCCAGGCCAAUUGUUUCCAUCCUAUGGUAGUUUAUUCACAGUUCUUGAGGAUGAGCAAAUACAAAAUAAUGUGGCAAAUUUUCUCAAAAUUCCCAUCAUUCAGGUUUAUAUUUUAUGUGUAAUUUUAAGAUUUAUUACCAAUUGUGGCAUGUAAUCAUAUUAGAAGAUCGCAUAAGAAGGAAGCAAGCAAUCAAAAGUGGUGUUUAUGGGAAAGCAUUAGAUUGAUUUAGUAUAGAAAUUGUUUACAGUAUGCAGUAAUAGCAUUGAUAAAUAUUUGUGGGCAAA